UGAAACGCGCGGUAUUUUGAAUAAGUCAAAAACAAACAGCAGCGAGCUUUACUUUCGAUAUCUCCUAGUUAAACGCCGUCCACACCGCAAACAUGUCAAAGAAAGCACCGAGAGCAGCCCUAAAGCACCACAUGAAGAAGAAUGCCAGUAUACGGAUUGGGAAAAACGCGGACUUGAUGGCUCAGCUCAACCUCCUGAUCGUCCUGCAUCGUCUAGCGGAGGAGUGCAGGGUGAAAGCUUUUGAGGAGAAAUCAGCAACCAUCAAAACUCACCAUGUCCGAGCUGUUGCAAAGAAACUCUUAAAGAGCACACGUGGAUAAUAUGGAUGACUGAAACUUCCCAUCACAUCCCUUUGUUUGAUCAACAGCCCUGAGCCUGUUUCCAAAUAUUUACUUUAAACUUUAUUUUCUGUGAGCUAUUAUAUCUGGGACCGUCAAAGAUUUAAUUCUAUUAUUUCCUUAGGACUUUUUGAGCUUACUGUGGAAUUUGCAUUUUCUUGUUCCAAUUUUGGGUCCGCUAUCAGCAAGAGAUCCAUGAAGACUGUUGAACCUGUGUAAACAGUGGAUGAUGGACAGUAUCUAGCCCAGAUAUCUAAAGCAACACAUGUGUCCUUCAUCUCUUUGGAUCGUAUUAUGAUUAAUACCUGUAAAUAAACAAUUUGUACCACUUAACUUGGGUAGCACGCAGCUGAGUAACCGUGCAGUGUUUCUUUCCAUGCUCUCUAAAGCAACAAGAUAUUUGGCGCUCAGCCAUCGACAACAUUGCAACCAUUAUCUGUGGCUUGCUCACGAAAGGAGGUUUUUAGCGGGAAACUUCUAUCAGAUGAUAUUUUGCUCUUUCUUGUUGACUCAGUAUCAAAUGGAUGUCUUUUAACAAGGAGGUAUUUUUUGAUUUCAGAUUCAAUCACUGCUGUUAGAGCUGUAACAAAAUACAUGGGUAAAUCUAAUAAAAUAUGUGUUAAGAUCA
Molecule: messenger RNA, 966 nt
Organism: Danio aesculapii
Lineage: Eukaryota; Metazoa; Chordata; Actinopteri; Cypriniformes; Danionidae
Gene: cenpw
Product: centromere protein W
Exons: 3
Coding region: 93-320 (75 amino acids)
Biological process (GO): mitotic cell cycle; chromosome segregation; kinetochore assembly
Cellular component (GO): nucleoplasm; kinetochore
Molecular function (GO): DNA binding; protein heterodimerization activity
Source: RefSeq, a predicted model, not a curated record